AUGCUUAAGAAGUCUUUGGCACCGUCCUUCUGGAAUUUGCAUUUCUCUCCAACUACUACACCUGAAUUGUCCCCUACCUCAUCAGAUAGUGACUCUGACGAAGAAAUGGACGCCGGCUCUGGCUCUCGCCCUGCCAGCCUUGCCGUCCCUGUCGGUGCCUGUUGCCCUAUGCGCCCGACACUAAACGAGGUAUUGGCCAAUAACGCCGCACCGCCAUACACCCUCAGCGCAUUCAUGGCAUACCUAUCCCAGAAUCACUGCCUUGAGACACUGGAGUUCACCAUGGAUGCUCAGCGGUACCGAGAAUCCUACGAGACUCUCCGCGAGCGCGCCGGCGACGCUGUCACAACCGACUCCCCAGAAAGCCAACAUCUGCGUAUGCUCUGGCAGCGUCUGUUAACAGCUUACAUCCUACCCGGAGCCCCAAGGGAAAUCAACCUCUCAAGCGAAGACCGCGAUGGUCUCCUUCGCUACCGAGAUGUCACCAUCCCGCCCGUUCCAGAAACUCUCGACUCCGCUGUUAAACGUAUCCACGACCUUAUGGAAGAAUCUAUUUUCCUACCCUUUCUUAAUAGCCACACCAUUUCCCCUUCCAUUCUGCCAACCGACCUAUCCCUUAGCCCAGAAGAUUUAAUGAGCCUGUCGCCACCGGACGAGAAUCUCAUGAAGAAAGUCCGGUCGCGCGCUAAGCGCAUCUCCCCCAUGUCCUCAACAAAAGAUCUCUCAACCUCCACCCGUGGAACCCUUUCCCUCAGCCCUGUGCACGUCCAUGCGAAACUGUUCUCUGCUGCCCUCAGUUCAAGUACUAGUAACAGUACUAGCGUAGAGUCGGCCCCGGCAUUGACGGACAGCUCGAGUCUGCACGGCAGCCCCGAGGAACCCAUAACACCUCCAACUACACCGCCGGCCAGCGAGCCCAACUUCCCCAUUUCUAGCCCGAAGAUGCGCACCGAGAAUCCCUGGAAGAAGAUGGGUAUGAGGUUGGGCUUCAAGAAGCGGUCAGGCCACGGUAGUGUGUCUAACCCGAAGAACCUCGGACUCGACGAAUAA
This is a messenger RNA of Penicillium taxi, 1050 nucleotides long. Its product is annotated as regulator of G-protein signaling domain-containing protein. The coding region runs from base 1 to 1050 and encodes 349 amino acids. The record is from RefSeq and is a predicted model, not a curated record. The transcript has a single exon. Lineage: Eukaryota; Fungi; Ascomycota; Eurotiomycetes; Eurotiales; Aspergillaceae.